AUGGCUGGGCCCCCGUACCAGUUACCGGGGACUGGUAACUCCUUAAGGUGCCCAGUGAAUCACAGUCUUUGCAGUGUGGACAUCUCUGAACGAUCGUGGUACUUGCAUUGGCGCUAUGAGGGGCUGGAUACUAUCACACAGCCAACAACGCUAAAUUACGGUACAGUCAAGCAUGCUGUGUCCAGGGCUCCCCGGAGGCUCCUGGGUGGCAGCUCUGACUGUGACACUGAUGGUGCUGAGUCCUCCUCUGGCUUUGGCCUGGGACAGGAGAGGGCUCCCGAGUCUCCCUCUCAUCCCUCCUCAUUGGCCUUGGAAAGCCCUGAGAGCGCCUUCCUCAGUGAGGAGCGAUCAGUGGAGCCCAAGGUGACCGUGUACCCCACCAAGACCCAGGCCCUGCAGCACCACAGCCUCCUGGUGUGCUCUGUGAGUGGUUUCUACCCCGGCCACAUCGAAGUCAGGUGGUUCCGGAACGGCCAGGAGCAGGAGGACGGGGUGGUGUCCACAGGCCUGAUCCGGAACGGGGACUGGACCUUCCAGACCCUGGUCAUGCUGGAAACAGUUCCUCGGAGCGGAGAGGUUUACGUCUGCCGGGUGGAGCACCCGAGCUGGAGCAGCCCCGUCGCCGUGGAGUGGAGAGACUCUGAAGUUCAGCCAAUAGGUAACGUCCUGGAAACUUGCCUCACGGACAGAUUCGCUUUACCUUCAACGGCCUGUAACAGGGAUGAAAGAGGAAACAGAUAAUGUGAAAGAUUUUGGAUAUAAAGUUCUGGUCAGGCAGCUGCCCUAAACCUUGUUCACUUCACUUAAUAAAAUUCUGUGCUCUGAGGUAGCAUCGGUUCAGGGAGACUUAGAGAUCUUUCUUCUCUCUCUGCAGUGCUGUCCUGAGAGGGGAGAGGAGCUGCAUUCAGAGUCAGCUCAGGAAUCACUGCUGUCCUCUGUCCCUCAGGACUCCUGAGCUAAGGGGAAGGUGACAGCUGUGCAGGGAGGAGUUGUGUCCCUGCUUCUCUGCAACCCCGCCACAUGGUGACCGGCUUCCUGCU
Molecule: messenger RNA, 1040 nt
Organism: Fukomys damarensis (Damara mole-rat)
Lineage: Eukaryota; Metazoa; Chordata; Mammalia; Rodentia; Bathyergidae
Exons: 6
Coding region: 1-741 (246 amino acids)
Biological process (GO): peptide antigen assembly with MHC class II protein complex; immunoglobulin production involved in immunoglobulin-mediated immune response; antigen processing and presentation of exogenous peptide antigen via MHC class II
Cellular component (GO): lysosomal membrane; MHC class II protein complex; late endosome membrane
Molecular function (GO): MHC class II protein complex binding
Source: RefSeq, a predicted model, not a curated record